This is a messenger RNA of Cadophora gregata, 2750 nucleotides long. RefSeq names its product Peroxisomal membrane signal receptor PTS1 (gene PEX5). Gene Ontology annotation, molecular function: protein binding. The coding region runs from base 619 to 2580 and encodes 653 amino acids. Gene Ontology annotation, cellular component: cytosol; peroxisomal membrane. NCBI's taxonomy places the organism in Eukaryota, Fungi, Ascomycota, Leotiomycetes, Helotiales, Ploettnerulaceae. The transcript has 2 exons. Gene Ontology annotation, biological process: protein import into peroxisome matrix, docking. The record is from RefSeq and is a predicted model, not a curated record.
CAUCCCUCCAGACUCACAAGGGCAAAUAACCAGAACGCACCUCGGCUCCUCUCCGCCACGCCCGCACCGCAACGCAACGUACGUAGCCGCAAGCCCAGCCAGAAUUUCUUCCCUGUGCAAGCAAGCAAGCAAGCUUCCCCACACUCUUCUUACCUUAAUUUGUGCCCCAUUCUCACGUUCGCCGUGUCUGACAAAUAUACAUAUCACGUCGGGUUGGUCUUUGUUGUACGAUACAUUACGGUGCAGUACUUGCUUGCUUGACUAGAGAACGCGAUAGACAACCAGACAGCAAACAGCCAGACUGAGAGAAAGCACCUGGCGUGGCGAAGUGAACGGCCAAGGCGGGGUUUUGCUUUUGAGGAAGGAGAGAAUUAAUAAAUCGGACUUGGAUUUCGUUAAAGGGAUUCUGCGACAGAGUGCCGGGGGGUUUGGUAUUUACGAUACGAUACGAUACGAUACGACUUCUGCGAGAAAGCAAGUCAUACGAAUCAACUUAGAUCCUGGAAUUCUGACACGGACGAGACAGUUCCUUGCGUUCUAUUGAACUCCACACGAUCGAUACAACUAGAAGCAACGAAACGGGACGAGGGUGACUACAUACACGAACGAAAAGCCACAAUGUCAUUCAUGGGAGGAGCAGAGUGCUCUACGGCAGGGAAUCCGCUGAGCCAAUUCACGAAACACGUUCAGGAUGAUAAGAGUCUGCAGAGGGACCGGUUAGUGGGUAGGCCGGGGGGGAGUAUGCAGGGGAUGAGGAGUACGGGAGGCGUGGGGAUGAGUGGGAGUCAGGAUAAUAUGAUGAACGAUUUCAUGCAACAGAAUGGACAACUCCCAGAAGCUUUCGCCAUGCAGCACGACCUCCACCAGAACCCACAUAUGCGAGCCGGCUCUACAUCACCAGGUAUAAAUGGUUGGGCACAAGAAUUUAACCCGGGCGUGGAUCAGGCGAGGAUGGAAGCUGCAUUCCAGGCUCCUAAAGGCACAGCAUUCAGUCCCCAGGACUUUGCUCGUUUCCAGCAGAUGAACCAAGGUGCUAGGACAGGUAGUCCUAUGGCCCAGCAGAUGGGAAAUGGAUAUCAAGGCUACCAAUCACCUAUGGGAAUGAACAUGGGCAUGAAUAUGGGAAUGGGUAUGGGAAUGGGUAUGGGAAUGAUGAACCAUUCACAGUUCCAGCAACCGCAGAACUUCCAACAACAGGAUAAAGGAAAAGGGAAGAUGAUAGAGCUUGAUGAUGAGCACUGGGAGGAGCAAUUCAAGCAGAUUGAUAUUCAGGGCAGAGAACAAGAUGAGAGUCUAGCAGCAGAAGCAGAGUUGGAACAAAUGGACAGGUCAGUCCUUGAAUCCGAAACCAAUGAAUUUGGUGAUUUCGAGUCUAUUUGGAGAGGCAUACAAGCUGAGACUGCUGCUGCUAGGGAACUGGCUGGUGAAGAGAAUAUAGGACAGCAUAGGGGUGAUUUCGAACAUAUGGGUGAUUUCGAUCAGUGGGAUGGCUUUGACGGCCUUGGCACUCAUCAACCAUUCAGGGAUCCGCAGCUAGGUGACUAUAUGUUUGAAGAGGAUAAUAUCUUCAAAGAGGUCGGAAAUCCUUUCGAGGAAGGUGUCAGGAUCAUGCAUGAGGGAGGAAAUCUCUCCUUAGCAGCUCUGGCUUUCGAGGCAGCAGUUCAGAAAGAUCCACAGCAUAUCGAUGCAUGGGUCCUUCUAGGGUCAGCGCAAGCUCAAAACGAGAAGGAAACUCCUGCUAUCCGUGCUCUCGAACAAGCCGUCAAGAUCGAUCCCAGCAAUCUCCCAGCCCUCAUGGGUCUAGCAGUAAGCUACACCAACGAAGGCUACGACAGCACCGCCUACCGGACCCUCGAGCGCUGGCUCUCCGUCAAAUAUCCCUCCAUCAUCUCUCCAUCAUCGCUCUCUUCAGACGCCGAAAUUGGCUUCACAGACCGCCACCUCCUCCACGAAAAAGUCACCGAGCUCUUCAUUUCUGCUGCCCAGCUCUCCCCAGACGGCGAACACAUGGACCCAGAUGUGCAAGUCGGUCUCGGCGUCCUCUUCUAUGGUGCAGAGGAGUACGACAAGGCUGUCGACUGCUUCUCUGCUGCUCUCGCGUCGAGUGAAUCAGGUGCAUCGACCCAGAGAGAUCAAGUUCAUUUACUUUGGAAUAGGCUGGGAGCUACACUUGCAAAUUCUGGACGGUCCGAGGAAGCUAUUGCAGCGUACGAGAAGGCCCUCACGCUGCGGACGAACUUCGUGCGCGCGCGGUACAAUCUGGGUGUGUCCUGCAUCAAUAUCGGAUGUUACGACGAGGCUGCAUCGCAUCUCCUCGGUGCGCUGGCCAUGCACAAAGUCGUUGAGAAUGAAGGGCGCGAGAAGGCGCGUGAUAUUCUCAGCAGUGCGGGUGGACUCGGCGUCGACGCGAAUGGCAAUGUGAGUGAGGCGGAGCUGGAGAGGAUGAUUAGCCAGAAUCAGAGUACGAAUCUUUACGAUACGCUGAGGAGGGUGUUUAGUCAGAUGGGGAGGAGGGACUUAGCGGAAAGGGUGGUGGUGGGGAUGGAUGUUGAGGCUUUUAGAGGGGAGUUUGAGUUUUAGAUUGGGAGUGGGUGGGGAUAUGAGGUGAUGUUGAUGUGAUGUGUUUUGGUAAGGGUAUGGCAUAAAAGAUAAAAUGUCGAUAACAUGAGUAAAUGACAAGGAUGUACAUGAACGAAAACGAACUCACUCAUCACUUAGAUCCUGUGCUUGAAUGCGUGGUUAUGUCAAUC